CAGGUGGCCCCGGAAGGGCGGGGGAGGGGGAAGGGGCCGCGGGGCCGUUCCGGUCCGGUCCGACCUCGGGUCUGAGCCCGGUCCUGCGUCCCGGGUCCCGCCGCCAUGACGCUCGCCGUGUUCUUCGGGUGCACCUUCAUCGCCUUCGGGCCGGCGCUCGGCCUCUUCCUCUUCACCAUCGCCCACGACCCGCUCCGCAUCAUCAUCCUCAUCGCCGGGGCUUUCUUCUGGCUGGUGUCACUGCUGCUGUCCUCCCUCAUCUGGUUUAUCGCAGUUAAAGCCAGCGACCCCCGGGAUGAGCUGUUGCAGAAGGGGCUUCUGAUAUUUGGGGUGAUGUUCUCCGUGCUGCUGCAGGAGGCCUUCCGCUUCCUCUACUACAAGCUUCUCAGGAAGGCCAUCGAGGGAUUGAUGGCCCUCAGUGAGGACGGCUGCUCCCCCAUUUCCAUCCAGCAAAUGGCAUAUGUGGCUGGCGUGGGCUUCGGGCUCAUGAGUGGCGCCUUCUCCAUGAUCAAUCUGCUGGCAGACGCGUUAGGGCCCGGCACAGUGGGCAUCCAUGGGGAUUCACAGCUUUACUUCCUGACCUCAGCUUUUAUGACCAUGGUGCUGAUUUUCCUUCACACCUUCUGGGGGAUCCUCUUCUUCCACGGCUGUGAGCAUCAGCGCUGGUGGGAGAUCACAGCGGUCAUUGCCAUGCACCUUGCUGUUUCGGGGUCGACAUUUUGCAACCCCCUGUACGUGGGAAGCCUGGUGCCCUCCUACCUGCUGAUGGCCACUGCUGCUGCCUGGGCUUACCUACUUUCGGGGGGAUCUGCCCAGAACCUGCAGCGCUUCCUGCUUUGUCUACAGAGUGGAGCCAGUCCCCAGCCAGGAUCCUGAGGCCCCACAGGACAUUCCUGUCCCCAGCCACCCCUGCCCUCCCCUCCAUUCUGGCAGCAAUAGCAGCCGUCACCUUCUCUGCAAUAUCUUUUCUCCUGGACUGAGGGACCCUGGCCAGUCCCAGCGAGGCAGGUGCUGGGGUCUGGCUGUGGCAGCCAGCUGACCGGUGUGGCUGGGGCUGGCUUGCUCUGAUGCACCUUAGGGAGCCCCCAGAGAACAGCUGUUUUGGGGGACCCAGCUUUGCUGGCCCGCCACAAGCAGAGCCCCGGUUAGCCUGCCUGGGAGGGAUGCUACCUUGGACUGCUGGAGAGGCCUGAGCCCAAAGAAACCCAUUGCUUCUCCCCCCUCUGCAGAUGUGCCAUCCCCUGUGCUGGGGGGAGGCGGGGAGGGGGGAUGCGAGGCAGGAAGGGGUGCUGCCCCACAUCACCUCCUCACUGCAGGAUGGAGGAAACAGCUUUGUAAAGUGCUGCUAUGCUCUGGGCUGGGGAUAAUUGCUGUGGUGCUACUUUCUCCACCUCUGCCCAGCCUCACUGCCCUGGGAGUCAUGGUCCUGGCACUGGACUGCAGUAGCAGCAGUAAGCCAGCAUCCUGGUGCAGGGAGGAUGUUGCUGGGUGAAAGGGGAUAGACAACACCCAGGGUGGGAGGAGGAUGGGGAAAAGCCAGUACCAUAAGAGCCCAGUGGUUGUGGAGGGUGGUGGAGGGCUGAGGAGGAGAUGCAACCCUGCAGCUGCUGCCCAUGCAGCUUGGGGAGGGGGUUCAAGGGGCCAUUCCAGUGGGUCAGUGCCCUCUCCUGCUCCUGGGGAGGCAUUUUCAGGCAAGCAUAAGCCCUGAUGCUGUGCUACAGGGCUGGGAAGGAGAAACUGCCAUCAGGCUCAGGGCUGAGAAGGCAGUUCUGUCCACAGUGGGCUUUUAUACCAAUAAAAAGAUACCACAGACAA
This is a messenger RNA of Falco peregrinus (peregrine falcon), 1815 nucleotides long. Its product is annotated as gamma-secretase subunit Aph-1b-like. Gene Ontology annotation, molecular function: protein-macromolecule adaptor activity. Gene Ontology annotation, biological process: protein processing; Notch signaling pathway; Notch receptor processing. Bases 106 to 876 code for a protein of 256 amino acids. Lineage: Eukaryota; Metazoa; Chordata; Aves; Falconiformes; Falconidae. The transcript has 7 exons. The record is from RefSeq and is a predicted model, not a curated record. Gene Ontology annotation, cellular component: endoplasmic reticulum; membrane; gamma-secretase complex.